AUGUCGGAGCGGCGGCAGAGUAUCAGACGCACUGUAUGCUUGGACGAUGUCAGAGACAAAAUCCACGUCCAAGGGCUCUGCCAGGUCGAGCUAACAGCUGCUAUAAGGGCCCUCGCCUUCGAGCUGCGGGGGAGGCUGGGCAUCUGGGCCGCCCAGGCAUCUGAUGAGGUGUUGGCUAAAGUGGAAGACAGGCUGAAGCACAACGUCGUCACGCAGGCCUGGUCGACGAGCCGCGUCAUGUCGGGCCUGCAGCGUCAGCAGUGGGAUCUGUGUGGCAUCGUUUUGCAGUCUUCUUGA
This is a messenger RNA of Symbiodinium necroappetens, 297 nucleotides long. The record is from the annotation of a GenBank genome assembly. NCBI's taxonomy places the organism in Eukaryota, Dinophyceae, Suessiales, Symbiodiniaceae.